Aspergillus aculeatinus CBS 121060 is the source of this 898-nucleotide messenger RNA. Its product is annotated as RpiB/LacA/LacB family sugar-phosphate isomerase. Bases 80 to 580 code for a protein of 166 amino acids. The transcript has a single exon. Gene Ontology annotation, molecular function: isomerase activity. NCBI's taxonomy places the organism in Eukaryota, Fungi, Ascomycota, Eurotiomycetes, Eurotiales, Aspergillaceae. Gene Ontology annotation, cellular component: intracellular anatomical structure. The record is from RefSeq and is a predicted model, not a curated record. Gene Ontology annotation, biological process: carbohydrate metabolic process.
ACUCCACCCUUCCUGUCCGUCUCAUUCGCGAGGGUCCAUUAUACAUUACAUCUCACCUGUUAAUCGCUUAAUACCCAUCAUGUCUAACGAUCUCAAGCCCCUCCGCAUCGUCAUGGCCUGCGAUGAGGCUGGUCAGCCCUACAAGGAAACUCUCAAGGCCGCCUUGGAGAAAAACCCGCUGGUCGACUCUAUCCUCGACGUAGGCGUCAACUCCACUACAGACAAGACAGCGUACCCUCAUCCCGCUGUCGCUGGCGCCAAACUCAUCAAGGAGGGCAAGGCAGACCGCGGGCUGUUCAUCUGCGGCACUGGUCUCGGGGUCGCUAUCUCUGCCAACAAAGUACCCGGGAUUCGUGCUGUGACGGCUCACGACUCUUUCUCCGUCGAGCGCUCAAUCCUUAGCAACGAUGCUCAGGUGCUCUGCUUCGGCCAGCGCGUCAUUGGUAUUGAGCUUGCCAAGAAGCUCGCCAACGAGUGGUUGACCUACCGCUUCGACCCCAAGAGCGCCUCCGCCGAGAAGGUCCAAGCUAUCUCCGACUACGAAGCCCAACUCUUCAGUCAAGCUGCUGCAGCUCAGUAGACAGUUUGAAGCAAGAACAAGCCCUGUGUGAAUUUAGGACACAUUAUCCGUCAAUCACUCGAAACCCCCUCUGCUCAUCAGAGGUUGCGAAGAUCGUUAGCCUGUCUUCGAUAAUAAUUUUCGAGCGAAGCGACCUGGUUGCGGACUGGAUCCGAGCCUAGUCACACUUGAACGCAUAUAUAAACACCUACCUCAAAACGAGAUUGACGAUAACCGCCUGAUGAAUGGGAUUAUAUUGGCAGGCCAAUUGCUCAUGUCCUCUCUAGCUCUGACUUAGCAAAAUUGUGGUUCAAUGAAAUACCAACUGAGACUUCAAUA